Molecule: messenger RNA, 2366 nt
Organism: Anastrepha obliqua
Lineage: Eukaryota; Metazoa; Arthropoda; Insecta; Diptera; Tephritidae
Gene: TBC1D16
Product: TBC1 domain family member 16
Exons: 3
Coding region: 50-2146 (698 amino acids)
Biological process (GO): activation of GTPase activity
Cellular component (GO): early endosome
Molecular function (GO): GTPase activator activity
Source: RefSeq, a predicted model, not a curated record
AAACUUGUAACAAAGGUUUUAAUUAUCGAGCUGUUAAGCAUUAUAAGAUAUGUCUAUUGUAAAUAUAAUAAAAAAAGCGUCGACUCUUAUUCUGGGUGAGGAUAAAAUAAGUGAAAACAUCGAUGCUUAUGAAGACAACGAAGUACUGUUUUGUAAAAACAAUGUUUGUAUUCACCCACCGGUCGCAGUUCGACGCGAAUCUGAGCUAAUUCAUUAUCCAGGUUAUUUGACAGUAACUACGAAAACGUUCGUGGAUCAAUUUAAUGAAGCUCGUCGCUCAACUUUGUUGCUCACCUGGAUUCCAAAUUCAUCGCUCUGCAAAUCGAAGUCAAAUGAAAAUGAAAUGUAUAAAAAGAGCAAAAAGUUCGAAGUGGGUGGGCCACUUUCUGCCCUUAGUUUAAGUAAUUCAAAUGAAUUAAGUGAAUCAAAAGAAGAAAAAAUAACGUAUAGCGACCAGAAAGUUGAAAUAGAUGGCCCAAAUGUGGAUAUUCAAGAGUUAAAAAAUGAGUUGCAACCCCUUUUGGGCGAUCAUGUUAACUCGAUGCGUGAUAUCAACGCAUUACUUAAUAGAAGCCACAUAACGUCUGUUAAUAUAACGAUUUCUAAUCCACAUAUUGAGAACACAAAUGUAAAGCAUUCUAUAAACAGUGUAGUAACCGAUAUAAAUAAAGUAUAUUUCCAACGUGGAUAUUACUUAUGCGAUGACGUAAAUCUCUGCUGUGCGACCUCAGAAUUAUUUUCAUUGCAAAAUAAUGUCGACGUCGGUGACAAAAGUUCCACUCCAUUCCCUCGGAAUAAUUCUAUUUGUCGACGAUUUUCUGUUGAUCUAAGCCAAAUGCGUUCACUACGUUUAUUUUUCAGUGAUGAUAAUUGUACAUCCGGACAACUCGUAAUUGCAUCAAGAGAGUCGCAGUAUAAAAUACUUCACUUUCAUUAUGGUGGCUUAGAUCAUUUGGCUCAGGUUCUUCACCAGUGGCACUGUUUUCUACAUAACAUCGCAUUUACACCUGGACAAAAACAACAGAAUUUACCGUAUCGCCAAUUUAUGGUAUGUCGCCCAGAGAUAAAGAAGAGUGAACUGCAUCCCGAUGAAGGUGGCGUUAGAAAAAUUACCACAAACUUUUUUUACGGAACUUUGCUAAAUAUAAAAGGGCAAAUAGAAGAUGACUUACUUCUUCGCAAGUGCGUUUUUUUUGGAGGCUUGGAAAAAAGUUUACGAAGAACUAUUUGGCCAUUUCUAUUAAAAUGUUAUUCUUUUUCAUCCACAUUUGACGACAGAGCUGUUCUAAUGGAUAUUAGAAAGCAAGAGUAUGACGAAAUAACUCGAAAACGUUUAUACUCAAUGUCCCCAGAAGAACAAAUUCAUUUCUGGAAAUCAGUGCAAUGUGUUGUGGAGAAAGACAUUGCAAGAAUAGACCGCACAAAUGUAUUUUUUUGUGGAGAAGAUAACCCAAACAGAGAAAUAAUGAAAAAUAUUCUGCUGAACUAUGCAUUUUAUAAUGCAGGAACAACUUAUUCUCAGGGAAUGAGUGACCUAUUAGCUCCAGUAUUAUGCGAAAUACAAAAUGAAUCGGAGACGUUUUGGAGCUUUGUGGGCUUACUACAACGUUCCUUUUUUGUAUGUGCACCUACGGAUGUAGAUAUUGAUCGAAACUUAAACUAUUUGAGGGAACUCAUCCGUAUUAUGCUGCCCUCCUUCUAUGAACACUUAAAAUGUCAUUCCAGUUCAAUGGAGCUACUGUUUUGUCAUCGGUGGUUAAUUUUAUGUUUUAAACGUGAGUUCACUGAAUCAGUGGUUAUCCGAAUGUGGGAAGCAUGCUGGACGAAUUAUCUUACGGACUAUUUCCAUUUAUUUCUGUGUUUGGCCAUUAUUGCCGUUUAUGCUGAUGAUGUAGUGGCUCAGGAUUUACGUGCAGAUGAAAUGUUGUUUCAUUUUAGCUCGCUGGCAAUGUAUAUGGACGGGCAGUUAAUUCUUCGAAAAGCUCGAGGUCUAUUAUAUCAAUAUCGCCAAUUGCCAAAAAUACCUUGUACCUUGAGUGGUUUGUGUAAAAGAUGUGGGCCCGGUAUGUGGGACGCCGAGCACUGUCCAGCCUUGGAGUGUGUUGGCCAUUCGGACGAAGAUAAGUGCCCAUUGGAUAUUGACUAAACUAUCUACUAUAUAUGCCAUUCCACGCUGUUGAAUUCUAGUCAUAGCUUAUGUAUGUUUGGUUUUUAAUCUUUUAGACGGCUUAAAUUAUAGAUAAAUAAAUUGGAUAUAUAGCCUUAUAAAGCAUUUAAAUGGAUUUGACGCUUUUGUGACGCUAACUUUGUAUUAUUUAAAUAAUAAAUUACAAUUACUUUUUAUUUUAAGAAGCAAGAGCUUAUUA